Messenger RNA from Anarrhichthys ocellatus (wolf-eel), 1044 nucleotides. RefSeq lists its product as uncharacterized. The transcript is spliced from 4 exons. The coding region runs from base 114 to 986 and encodes 290 amino acids. The record is from RefSeq and is a predicted model, not a curated record. Lineage: Eukaryota; Metazoa; Chordata; Actinopteri; Perciformes; Anarhichadidae.
GGGAUUUUUAGCAAGGCCAGGACUUACUCUCAAGGCUAGUUAGUCCCAGUGAGCAUCUCGGCUCAAACCACAGUGUCUGAGGAGGACAGGGUGCUGCUUUUCGGCUAAUAGCCAUGGCUCUUGGGCUGCUUCUGCGGGUUUCCUGGAUGUAUUUGCUGUUUGACUGCAGUGCUGGAUCACCAGUUUUAAGAGGUUAUAGAUAUCCAUCUAAUGGUGACCCGCGUAAACAAGAUGAAGUGUUUAAUCCUGAAACCUUUGAUCGGAGUGCCUGGCAGGCUUUAAAUAACCAACCGAUUGACCCCGUUUACACGAGUGACAAGUCUUCAGUUACACAACUGCCAGAUUCGGUCGCAUCUCCAGAAAACCUGCCCGACACAAAAGGUUCUGGUUUGAUAGAUGGACUUCUCAAUGGUCAUUUGAGAGACUGGAGCCUAGCGAACCCUGAGAAACUACUUGUGUUUCCUUUAAACCGCAAGUACCAUCAGAAUAAUCCAGCAACGCCUCAGCCAGGCCCUAUCCAGACUCAAGAUCAAUAUAAGGAUGCUAAGCAGCCUUCAAAUACUGCAGGACGUUCUAGCCAAGCUGAUUACAUGAGCACGGGAUCUUCAACGUCUCCUCCAAAGAAGGUCUCAUCCCCCAGUAACCCAGCUAAUGUGGGAGCCUGGCCUGUCUAUCCAUCUGGGAUGGGAAGACCAUUUAAUUGGUUCUCUGGAGUAGAUCCUGACCUUAGUAAGGAGAGCUACCAGGCACAAAAACCAGUUGUCGACCCCCAAAAAGCUGUGGUUACCCAGAGAGUGAGUGAACCGAUCCGUCCACACCACCCUCCUCCGAGCUAUAUUGUCCAGUCCAGAAACGGCUACCAGCGAACCAGUUAUCUCCACAGCAACUCCAGGUACUCGCCAGAUGUUCCCCGUCCAAUGCCUGCAAGCUCAACGGGUUCAGGGUCAAAACUAAAAGCUGCUCCUGACGGUGUGAAGAACUUUUAAAGCAUGAAGUGCCCUCUUAAGAAAACAAAUAAUAAAAACUUCGUGAACUUGCUUUAUA